GUCAUACGGCGCAGCCCGGCGCUGGCGCGCGGGCUUUGGCGACUUUGGGUCUCCGCUGCUGCGCGCGUAGGUGUUUGCCUUUGAAAUGCAGCGGGAUUUAGUGAGUUUUCCUUUGUCCCCGUCUGUGCGGGUGAAGCUGGUGUCUGCAGGUUUCCAGACUGCUGAGGAACUCCUAGAGGUGAAACCUUCCGAGCUCAGCAAAGAAGUUGGAAUAUCUAAAGAGGAAGCCUUGGAAACUCUGCAAAUUAUAAGAAGAGAAUGUCUCACAAAUAAAACGAGAUAUCCUGGUACAGCUGAGUCAGGCAAGAAGUAUACAGCACUGGAACUUCUUGAGCAGGAGCAUACCCAGAACUUCAUAAUUACCUUCUGUUCAGCAUUAGAUAAUAUUCUUGGGGGUGGAAUACCCUUAACCAAAACAACAGAGAUUUGUGGUGCACCAGGUGUUGGAAAAACACAAUUAUGUAUGCAGUUGGCAAUAGAUGUGCAGAUACCAGAAUGUUUUGGAGGAGUGGAAGGUGAAGCAGUUUUUAUUGAUACAGAGGGAAGUUUUAUGGUUGAUAGAGUGGUAGACCUUGCUACUGCCUGUAUUCAGCAUCUACAGCUUAUAGCAGGAACACAGAUGGCAGAAGAGCACCCAGAAGCUUUGCAGGAUUUCACUCUUGAAAAUAUUCUUUCCCAUAUAUAUUAUUUUCGUUGUCAUGACUACACAGAGUUACUGGCACAAGUUUAUCUCCUUCCAGACUUCCUUUCAGAACACCCAAAGGUUCGAUUAGUGAUAGUGGAUGGUAUUGCUUUUCCUUUUCGUCAUGACCUAGAUGACCUAUCCCUUCGUACUCGAUUACUGAAUGGCCUAGCCCAGCAACUGAUCAGCCUUGCAAAUAAUCACAGAUUAGCUGUAAUUUUAACCAAUCAGAUGACAACAAAGAUUGAUAGAAAUCAGGCUUUGCUGGUUCCUGCAUUGGGGGAAAGUUGGGGACAUGCUGCUACAAUACGGCUAAUCUUUCAUUGGGACCAAAAGCAAAGGUUGGCAACAUUGUACAAAUCACCAAGCCAGAAGGAAUCUACAGUACUAUUUCAAAUCACACCUCAGGGAUUUCGAGAUGCUGUUGUUGCUACUGAAUGUUCAUUGCAAACAGAAGGUUCAUUGAAUUCCCGGAAGAGGUCACGAGACUCAGAGGAAGAACAGGAAUCCAAAGACUAGUCUCAAAGUAUACAUAUAUAUUGAUGCUAUGAGAGAUGCAAUGUAUACUGGUAGUCGACUCGUUACUUUGUAAUAUAAAUACACUAUGGCAUGAAUGAAUCAGGUCUAUAUUAAGUGAAUGGGAAAAAUACUUAACAGAUAUGAUUCUUUGAGUUUUUCUAAAGCAGUGUUCUGCAGUUAUAUUUUGCCCUGUUUUCAUUUUUAGUAAUAUUCAGUAGAGAUGAUAUGGGUAUUAUAUUUUGCAGAUGUGGAAAGCUGAUCUCAUGUGACCAAUCUGAGCUUACGAUUCAGACUGUUUUUCGCUCCUUUCUUUGCCAGUUGCCUAGACAUUUCUAGGAAGAAAACAUUUCUUUCACAUUCCUAUUAUGUCUUCCUCUUUAAGUGUAGCUUUGAUAAUCUUAAAAAUGACCUGUUUCUAUUAUAAAGAAAAGCCAGCACCAUGAGUCAGCGUAUCAUUACAUUCAGUAUAUGGGUAGGAUACAAAUUUUAAAUGGCCAGUCUGAUUUUAGUGACCCCCAAUCCUAAAAUCUAAGUCAUUUGUUUAUUUUUUUAAUACCAUUUUAUAAUGUUAAAGGAAGGACUUUGGAGUUGUUAUCCCAUGUAAAACAUUGACUGGAAUGUAUAUCUUCCAGAAUAGUCAGGCUGAUAAGCUCACAGUCAUUUAUUUCUGUAUUUUUGAAGCAUGGUGUGAUCUAGUUCUAGGUGUACUGAAUUUUUGUUUGAAUAAUCUUAACACUGCUUGAAUAAAUUAAAAAUUUUGAUUCUUCGGUGAUUUCAAAAUCAUCUAAAAAUGUUUGGUACCUGAUUCUUCUUAAUAUUUCUUAAUUCGUUUACAACAUUUACUUUCGCUCUCAGUGGAAGAAAAUUAUUUAAGUAAUUUAAUGUUAUAUAUUGUGACAACCGUAUUUUCCAGAUUUUAGUGACAGGUGCUAUUUCCUGUACCAGACUGAACACUAAAUUCAUAAAAUGUUUAUAAUAUAAUUUUUCUGUAAUUGAUUAUACAUAGACAAAAUCAUAGUUUGCCAGGACUUUUUUGAAGGGUGAAAGUAGGCACUGCUAACAGUUACACCAGGACAUGGACAUAAAUCAAGACCGUCCCAGGCAAAUCAGGCGUAUGGUCAUCCUAAUUAUAUAAGACUAAUUUCAAGUGACUAGUAUAGGCUGACUAAUUGUAACUAUCUUAUUUUUGAGGGCUUUAAGGCAUAUAUUUUUAUUAUAAUUAAUGCCGUCAGUAUAAAAAAUUACCUAUCAUUUUAUAUUAGGUCUAUUCAAAUCAUAACAUCAAGAGAGUAAGGGGGUUGUUAAGUGAUAAAUAUUAGUGUUACCAGACAUUAGAUACUGUAGGAGUUUAUUUUAUAAAGCAUUUGAACACUGUACUUUAAAAGAACUAUAGGACCCUGAAUAUAGACAAAGCAAAGUAUAUUUCUUUUUGUUUGCAACUCUUUUAAAAUAAAAUUUACAUAUCAUUGCCUUU
This is a messenger RNA of Vicugna pacos (alpaca), 2675 nucleotides long. RefSeq names its product RAD51 paralog C (gene RAD51C). Gene Ontology annotation, biological process: meiotic DNA recombinase assembly; reciprocal meiotic recombination; DNA repair. NCBI's taxonomy places the organism in Eukaryota, Metazoa, Chordata, Mammalia, Artiodactyla, Camelidae. The record is from RefSeq and is a predicted model, not a curated record. Gene Ontology annotation, cellular component: Rad51C-XRCC3 complex; Rad51B-Rad51C-Rad51D-XRCC2 complex; replication fork. Gene Ontology annotation, molecular function: crossover junction DNA endonuclease activity; ATP binding; four-way junction DNA binding.